Polistes dominula (European paper wasp) is the source of this 2469-nucleotide messenger RNA. RefSeq names its product nitric oxide-associated protein 1. The record is from RefSeq and is a predicted model, not a curated record. Lineage: Eukaryota; Metazoa; Arthropoda; Insecta; Hymenoptera; Vespidae. Gene Ontology annotation, molecular function: GTP binding.
ACUUGUCAUUUAAUGUUUUGAAAGCAUGUCGUUGAUUAAAUUAACGCUACACACACAUAAACUAAGGACAAAAUUGAACAAAAAUAAUGACAUUUAUCAUUUAUUGCAAUUAUGCUCUACGAAUUGUUCUUUUAUUCCAAAAUUGCAAUUUUCUACAAAGAACAAUGAGGAUGACAAUAUUUUAUUCAAAAUUGAUCCUAAAGUUAAAGAGCUCAGGCAUAAAAUAUUAUACAGCGAUUAUUUGUCUUAUGAAAAAAGAAAAUUGGGAUAUGUCAAUCGUAUGAAAAUAAAAAAAAAGUUAAAUGAGAUAAAACAUCAAGAACAAAUGUUAAGACAAGUAAGUGAGCCUGUGUUUAGUGUUAUAUUAAACCAUAUUGAUAAUAAUCAUUUAGCUGAUCAUAAUGCUACAAAUUCAAGGGAAACACUUAGCGAUUCAGGUGAUAUCAAAUUGCAUAAUAUCGUACAUAUGCCUUAUGCAUCUACGGAUAGUUAUAAAGUCGUUGACAUGCCUGCUGACAUGCCUGCUGACAUGCCUGCUGACAAAGUCAAGAAUACUUCUGAAGAGAUAAGCAGUGAAUCAUCGCUUAAUAUAACUUAUAAGAAUUUGUAUGAAAAAUAUUUAAAAAGUAAAAAUUCCAUUCAGGAUAAAGAAAAACAAACUUUUAUAGAAUACGAAGAAACUUAUUAUGAGAGAAAAUUCAAAGACUUGGAAAAUGUUGCAUACAAUUGGAUGAAUGAUUAUGAACAAUAUGACGAUAUGAAAGGAAACCCAAAUGAUUGGCUUUACGGUACACCAAAUGAAAACAGUAACAUUAGUAAUAUUCCAUGUGGUGGUUGUGGAGCUUUAUUACAUUGUAAGGAUCAUGCGCUUCCUGGUUAUUUACCAUCUGAAAUAUUCAUGGGUAUAUCCAACGAGGAACUCAAAAUAAUGAUUUGUCAAAGAUGUCAUUUUUUGAAAUAUUAUAACACGGCCUUAGAAGUUAAAGUAUCUUCCGAAGAAUAUCCUGAACUUUUAAAAGUUAUUAAAACGAAAAGAUGUGCUGUUAUUUUAAUGAUAGACUUAACUGAUUUUCCAUGUAGUAUAUGGCCAAAUAUUGGUACUAUAUUACAUCCUUAUACACCAGUAUUCGUAGUUGGAAAUAAAGUUGAUUUGCUCCCUAAAGAUUCACCGUUAUUCGAAGAUCAUAUUAAAGAUUGUCUAUCAAGAGCUGUAGAAGACACUGGAAUAUUGGCAAGAAAUAUUAAACAUGUAUCCUUAAUUUCUGCUAAGACUGGAUACGGAGUAGAGGAACUUAUAAAUAAAUUACAUAACGUAUGGAAAUAUAAAGGAGAUGUGUUUUUAAUUGGAUGCACUAAUGUAGGUAAAUCUUCAUUAUUUAAUAGUCUUUUACAAUCCGAUUAUUGUAAAGUGAACGCUGCUAAUAUUGUACAACGUGCAACGAUAUCUCUAUGGCCGGGAACAACUUUGAAUUUAUUAAAAUUUCCUAUUUUAAAUCCUUCUAGAAAGAGACUUUAUUACAGAACAUUAAGAUUGCAAUCUGAGAGGGCAGACCAACACGCGAAACAAUUCAUAAACAAUUAUCAAUUGUUAUUAUCGCGUGAUAUAAAAUAUGCUACAUUGGAAGGAUUUGUUGGUAAGACUUUUUCAUCGCGCACGUUCAAUAAUUUACAAUGGGAUUCAUUUUCUAAUUCGUCGAAAUGUAAUAAUCAUCCCAAGUUUGGAUUGGAUGAAACCAGUGAUGAAUACAAGAAUAGUCGUUGGUGUUACGAUACACCUGGAACUAUCCAACCGGAUCAAAUAAUAGACUUAUUAACAAUUGACGAAAUACUAAAAACAAUACCAAAUCAAAUUAUUUCACCUAGAACAUUUGUUGUUCAACCAAAAGAAACAAUAUUUAUAGGAGGCUUAGGAAGGUUGGAUUAUUUAGAAGGAAACUCAUUUAUUAGAUGUACAAUUUUUGCAAGCCACAUGUUACCCAUUACAAUGUGCAAUCUCAUUGAUGCAGAUGAUUUAUAUAAAGAAUUAUUACACACAGAAGCAUUUUCUGUGCCUAUAAAUGAUUUAGAAAGGUUGAAAUUAUGGCCCUGCUUACAAUCAAAACAGUUUAGAGUAACAGGUAUCGAUGCAACAGAAUCUGCAGCAGAUGUUGUUUUAUCGAAUGCAGGUUGGAUAGCGGUAACUCCUAAACAAAAUGAAAUCAUUAAAUUACAAGGUUGGACACCAAGUGGACGAGGUAUAUAUUUAAGAAUGCCAGCUCUUUUGAAAAACUCCGUUGUUUAUCGCGGUGCAAGGGUACUUGGUACACCUGCUUAUAAAAGUGGAAAGCAAGUUUAUAUGAGAGAAAAGAAAAUUCCUUCCUCACAUUAGUAUUCUUUAAUACUUACUCUGUGAAUAUCUAUAUAAAGUAUAGUAUAAUCACAUUACGUUGAAUAAUGUAACGUGGAAAAAACAAAUGCUGUAAUAUAUGG